Molecule: messenger RNA, 1188 nt
Organism: Cucurbita moschata (crookneck pumpkin)
Lineage: Eukaryota; Viridiplantae; Streptophyta; Magnoliopsida; Cucurbitales; Cucurbitaceae
Exons: 3
Coding region: 130-972 (280 amino acids)
Biological process (GO): endocytosis
Cellular component (GO): membrane; clathrin vesicle coat
Source: RefSeq, a predicted model, not a curated record
ACGUCUGUGUGCACCUUCGUGUUUGAUGCCUUCUUCUCACCUUAAUUCCAUUAAAUUCAAUUUUGUUUGGAAAUCCAUUCCCCCACUUCCAUUUCUUUGAAUCCUCAAGCUUUCUGUGAAUCAAUCGCCAUGUCGUUUGAGGAGGACGAAGAGACCUUCGAGCACACUCUCCUUGUUGUUCGUGAGGUUUCCGUCUACAAAAUCCCUCCUCGAACCACAUCCGGCGGCUGCAAAUGCGGCGAGUGGCUACAAUCCGACAAGAUCUGGUCCGGCCGCCUUCGUGUUGUGUCGUGUAAGGACCGAUGUGAGAUCCGGUUGGAAGAUCCGAACUCCGGUGAGCUUUUUGCUGCUUGUUUUGUUAAUCCGGGUCAGAGGGAGAACUCCGUUGAGGCCGUUCUUGACUCCUCGCGAUACUUCGUUUUGAAGAUCGAGGAUGGCCAGGGUAAGCACGCUUUUGUAGGUUUAGGUUUCGCUGAACGAAAUGAAGCUUUUGAUUUUAAUGUGGCACUGUCCGAUCAUGAGAAGUAUGUCAGGAGGGAUCAUGAGAAGGACCCGACUGGUGGCGGCGAUGUCAAUGAAGAGAGCCACAUUGAUAUCCAUCCUGCUGUGAAUCACAGAUUGAAGGAAGGUGAAACAAUUCGGAUCAAUGUGAAGCAUAAACCAUCUAGUGGAACUGGUAUGCUAUCAGCUGCUGGCUUGUCAGGGUCUGGUACUGGAAAGCCAAAAACUCUGAGCCUUGCUCCACCACCAACUGGAGCUAGGAAAAUCAGUUCUCCUCUUCCACCCCCUCCAAAUGAUCCAGCUGCGCGGAAAUUAUCUGCCAGCACGUGUCGGGAUGUCGGUCGUGAAGGAAAAAGAGACAAUGUAAGCACUGCGAGCAAUCCUUUAUCAGAUCUUUCCCAACUUGAGAGAAAUCUUCCUUCGGCGCCGAGUUCGACAACAGCAGCAGCAUCAGGAUGGGCGGCAUUCUGAUCAAAGUAAGCUGGUGUUUGUUAUUUAAAACAAAAAGUCUUAGUUUUAUGUAAUCUUCAUUUUUUGUUCCUCUUGAGGGUGAAAUGAGAGGGGAGGAGGAAUGAGAUGGAAGGGAAGCUAUAAGUGAUAAUACCAUAUUGGAAAAUAAUCUUGGAAUACUUAUGUAUACUUCUCCACUUAUUUUCCCUAUCUAUCUUGAGUUGUCUCUUUAGCCCU